Molecule: messenger RNA, 1231 nt
Organism: Mercurialis annua (annual mercury)
Lineage: Eukaryota; Viridiplantae; Streptophyta; Magnoliopsida; Malpighiales; Euphorbiaceae
Product: pyridoxal kinase
Exons: 13
Coding region: 62-1093 (343 amino acids)
Biological process (GO): pyridoxal 5'-phosphate salvage
Cellular component (GO): cytosol
Molecular function (GO): pyridoxal kinase activity
Source: RefSeq, a predicted model, not a curated record
UUAAUAAACAAAAAUAUCCACGCAGCUCAAAAAAUCUUCAGUUAUAUUCUACUCUUUUUCUAUGCUGAUAAAAAGUUCGUUUAUUAUCAGUCGUCGCCUUUUAUUCAGAGCUUCUCCGUUUGAAAACACUCUCAUUUCUAGAUCGAUCAGCUCAAGGAAGUUGAAAAUGGCUCCUCCGAUUUUGUCAUUGGCUAUUCCUUCAGAGACUGGCCGUGUUCUCAGUAUUCAAUCCCAUACUGUUCAGGGAUAUGUUGGCAAUAAGUCGGCUGUCUUUCCCCUACAGCUUCUAGGUUUUGAUGUUGAUCCAAUCAAUUCAGUACAAUUCUCAAAUCAUACAGGAUACCCAUCCUUUAAAGGCCAAGUUUUAAAUGGACAACAAUUACAUGAUCUAAUUGAAGGCCUUGAAGGAAACGACUUACUGUAUUAUACUCAUUUGUUAACUGGUUAUAUUGGUUCAGUUUCAUUUUUGAAUACUAUAUUGGAAGUAGUCAAUAAGCUUCGAUCCAUAAAUCCAAAGCUCACAUAUGUUUGUGAUCCAGUAAUGGGUGAUGAAGGAAAGCUUUAUGUUCCACAAGAGCUGGUGGCUGUAUAUCGUGAAAAGGUCGUCCCAGUAGCUUCAAUGCUGACUCCUAACCAGUUUGAAGCUGAACUAUUGACUGGGUCCAGGAUUGUGACUGAAAAGGAUGGCAGGGAAGCUUGUAACAUUCUUCAUGCUGCUGGACCUUCAAAGGUCAUAAUCACAAGCAUAAAUAUAGAUGGAAAUCUUCUCCUCAUUGGCAGUUAUCAGAAAGAAAAGGGCCAACCUCCUGAGCAAUUCAAUAUAGCGAUACCCAAAAUUCCUGCAUAUUUUACGGGAACGGGAGAUCUGAUGACUGCUCUUCUACUCGGAUGGAGUAAUAAAUAUCCUGACAACCUUGGCAAGGCAGCAGAGCUUGCAGUAUCAAGCUUGCAGGCUGUUCUGCAGAGAACAUUGAGUGACUAUGAAAGCAUUGGAUACGAUCUCCAGUCGAGCAGUUUGGAAAUCAGAUUAAUUCAAAGCCAAGACGACAUUCGUCAUCCUCAAGUUAAAUUCAAAGCCCAGAAAUUUGACUGAGGUGGUAACACUUAAAAAUAUGUUGAAGGUUUAUUUAACCGUGGAAUAUCAAUGUUAAUUUUGUUUUUUCGGCUAAAAUAGUAAUUUAAACUUGCCAGAGUAAACAAUUUUAUUAUUAAGUAUUUUUUGCAGCUUUAA